Messenger RNA from Cucumis sativus (cucumber), 883 nucleotides. Its product is annotated as probable glutathione peroxidase 5. The coding region runs from base 70 to 582 and encodes 170 amino acids. Gene Ontology annotation, biological process: response to oxidative stress. Gene Ontology annotation, molecular function: glutathione peroxidase activity. NCBI's taxonomy places the organism in Eukaryota, Viridiplantae, Streptophyta, Magnoliopsida, Cucurbitales, Cucurbitaceae. The record is from RefSeq and is a predicted model, not a curated record. The transcript has 6 exons.
GUUUACCCUUAUAAAGAGAUUAAUAAAGAUGUUAUUCUUCCCGGGAAGAAGGAAGGGAAGACAGAGAAAAUGGGUUCUUCUCAAUCCGUCUCUGAGAAGUCCAUUCAUGAGUUCGUGGUGAAGGAUGCCAGAGGACAAGACUUGGACCUUAGUAUCUACCGGGGAAAGGUUCUUCUUGUGGUGAAUGUUGCUUCAAAAUGUGGUUACACAGAUUCUAAUUAUACCCAACUCACUGAACUUUACACCAAAUACAAAGAAAAAGGGUUAGAGAUCUUGGCUUUUCCUUGCAAUCAGUUUUUGAAUCAGGAACCUGGAUCCAGCCAAGACGCUCAGGAAUUUGCCUGUACAAGAUUUAAAGCCGAGUAUCCAAUAUUCCAAAAGGUAAAUGUGAACGGCCCUAAUACGGCACCCGUCUAUAAGUUUCUUAAAGCUAGUAAAACUGGAUUCUUGGGGACUAGAAUAAAGUGGAAUUUCACGAAGUUCUUAGUUGACAAAGAAGGCCAUGCCAUCAAACGCUAUGGCACAACCACUACUCCCCUGGCAAUUGAGGCCGACAUCAAGGAAGCACUUGGAGAAGUUUAAGGGGGUGAGCUUGUAAUGUACCUGAACUAAGCUUAGUCUCUUCACAUAGAGACAUUAUUAAGCAAGAUUUAGGUGUAUUUAUAAAUUGAAACUGGUCAUGUAUGGAUUAUUUGACUGACUUCAGCUCGAUCAAAUUAAGCCAGCCGUAUCCCUCCAAUGUAUUAUUUAUCAACAAUGGUGACAAUGGAAGGAUUACGAAAAUUAUAAGGCUUUUGUAGUACGCAAACUCCAUGUUUUAUGUUGGUAUAGUUGAAAGAAGUUUAUGCGAAAGUGACAGUGUAAUAAUAAACAUUUCACUACA